AUGGACCCUAGCACGUCGCGUGUUCUCCUGCCGCAGCCAGUUUUCACGGGAGAGCCACCGCUAGGAGAGAGUGGGCUGUCGCUGAUCUGGUGUCCUUACUGCGGCAUGGGGAGGAUUUUAGAGCUGUUGUCAAAAUCAGACAAGCACUCAAUGGAAAGGUUCUUCAAAUGCCCGAGGAAGUACAAGAAGUUUCCUCUUUGUAAUUUCUACAUGUUCGAAGAAGAAUAUGCCAACUUUCUUGUUAAUUAUGGGAUGCUUCCAAAAUCUGAGAUGUGUCAUUACCAUCCAUUGGAGAUGACAGAUGAUAGUGUGCAAGCUGAGAUGUAUGAACAGGUGAUGAAGAAAGAAGCUGCUAGUGUGUAUGAGCACAUGAGGACUAUAGCUUCGACCAAGAAGGGAGGCAAGAAGAAGCAAAGACAUUUGAAUUGGAUGAUGUGUAUUGGUGUUGUUGUCCUAGUGUUGUUAGGUUUCAAUUCUGCCAUUCUCCUUGUGUUGGUUGUGAUACAAAUGUAUAAGUAG
Molecule: messenger RNA, 519 nt
Organism: Miscanthus lutarioriparius
Lineage: Eukaryota; Viridiplantae; Streptophyta; Magnoliopsida; Poales; Poaceae
Source: the annotation of a GenBank genome assembly